AUGAAUAUGACCAACAAUACCAUCCUGGUGACCAAGUUCAUCCUGCUGGGUUUCCCCUCCCUGGGCUGGCUGAGCCACAUCAUCCUCUGUGCCCUUCUGUCCUUGGCCUAUGCCGGGACACUGGCAGGAAACCUGUGCAUUGUGUGGGCUGUGCUGAGGGAUCCCCACCUCCAACGCCUGCCGAUGUACAUCCUGCUGGGGAACUUCGCCUGGCUGGAGAUCUGUUACAUCACAACCAUGGUGCCACGGAUGCUCUCUGACCUGGUGUCCCCUGGCAUCCCCAUCUCCUUCCUGGCCUGCUUUGUGCAGUUCUACUUCUUCUUUUCCCUGGGGGCCACCGAGUGCCUCUUCCUCUCAGCCAUGGCUUUGGAUAGAUCCCUGGCCAUCUGCCACCCCCUGCGCUACUCCGUCCUCAUGUCCCGCCAGCUCUGCUGGGCACUGGUGGCCUCCUGCUGGCUCUGUGGCUUUCUAUGGUUUGUAGUGCCCAUCAUCCUCAUCUCUCAGCUCUCCUUCUGUGGUUCCAACACCCUGGAUCAUUUUGUCUGUGACCCGGCCCCAUUGCUGGCUGCCUCCUGUACCUCAGCUCCCCGGACUGAACAGGCUUGCUAUGCCCUGAGCUCCCUCAUCAUCUUUGCCACAGUCCUCUUCAUCCUGGCCUCCUACGGGCUAGUCAUCAGGGCUGUGCUGAGGCUGCCAGCUGGGGCCAGGCGGCUCAAGGCCUUCUCCACCUGCACGUCUCACUUGGCUGUUGUGGGCCUGUUUUAUGGUUCUGUCAUGGUCAACUAUGUCAACCCAGCAGCCUCGGGAAGCAGCGGGAAAGUGGUGACUCUCUUCUACACAGUGUGGACCCCACUGUUCAAUCCACUGAUCUACAGCUUGAGAAACAAGGAGAUGAAGGAGGCUCUGAGGAGGACACUGCUCAGGGAGCUGUAG
Trachemys scripta elegans is the source of this 933-nucleotide messenger RNA. RefSeq names its product olfactory receptor 11G2-like. The coding region runs from base 1 to 933 and encodes 310 amino acids. The record is from RefSeq and is a predicted model, not a curated record. Gene Ontology annotation, biological process: G protein-coupled receptor signaling pathway. NCBI's taxonomy places the organism in Eukaryota, Metazoa, Chordata, Testudines, Emydidae. Gene Ontology annotation, molecular function: G protein-coupled receptor activity; olfactory receptor activity. Gene Ontology annotation, cellular component: membrane. The transcript has a single exon.